AUGGCUCUCGCAAACAGUAGUACUGACAUCUUCGAGUAUUCCUGGUCUCCUCAAAUGACACUCAGCGUGAUCGACAAUAUUGGUCACUCGCCGGAAUCCGUGUCGGCUUCUGUGGCCGGCAGCGGCGGCGGGUGGCUGUGUGGCUCCAGCUCCGCCUCGUUGCUCGACUUUGCCGCUGAGGACAAUGACUGCGAGGCCUGGAUCGACCAAACUUACUCUGAGACUGUGAAUGGACGCAUGAUGAUCAGUUCGCCUGAGAAUUCCAAACGCCGGCAAAAGGGCCCGAUUCUGGACUGUGACCUACCGAGCCCUAAGAAGAGAUGUGGCAAUGGCAUCACAAGAACAGCCAAGGACAAGCAGAGUCCAUCCAAGAACCCUCAGAGCAUUGCAGCAAAGAACCGGAGAGAAAGAAUUAGUGAACGCCUGAGAAUUCUGCAAGGUCUCGUGCCAAAUGGGGCAAAGGUAGAUUUGGUCACCAUGCUCGAGAAGGCCAUUAACUAUGUGAAGUUUCUCAAGUUGCAAGUGAAGGUUUUGGCAACUGAUGAGUUCUGGCCAGCACAAGAAGGGAUUGCACCUGAUGUUGCUCAAGUGAGGGAGGCAAUCGAUGCCGUCUUAUCUUCCAGCAGAGAUGGAAAUCCUAGAUCAUACUAA
This is a messenger RNA of Zingiber officinale, 651 nucleotides long. Its product is annotated as transcription factor RHD6-like. The record is from RefSeq and is a predicted model, not a curated record. Gene Ontology annotation, biological process: regulation of DNA-templated transcription. Gene Ontology annotation, molecular function: DNA-binding transcription factor activity; protein dimerization activity. Bases 1 to 651 code for a protein of 216 amino acids. NCBI's taxonomy places the organism in Eukaryota, Viridiplantae, Streptophyta, Magnoliopsida, Zingiberales, Zingiberaceae. The transcript has 4 exons.